AAAUCAUCGUUGAUGUGAAAUGAUUUGAGUUUAUCGAGGAGUUAUUUUCGGACAAAUGAUAUCGAAAAAUCUCUCACAAAUAAUCGAUUAAAAUCACCAUCGUCGUUAAUGUGAAAUCAAUCGCAGAAGCGAGAGAGAAAUUCGAGCUCUAAACAUUGGCUGCACUACUUUAUCGCACAACCCGAUUAUAAAAAAUUUUCGCUGUACAAUUUUUCCAUUUUGACGACGAUUUUCAGUUUGAAGUAUCGAAAAAUGAAGGAAUUUAACAUGGAAUAAAGAGGAAAUUGGAGCUGCAUUUUGUUCAUCUUGCCGACGACAUAAUCUUCGUUGAAGAACAAUGCCAAUGACGACCUUCUAAAUCGUAUAAUUCGUGUAACGUCUCCAUACACACCAUUUCCUCUUCUAAUUAAUAAACCGUGUAUAACUUUCGUGGUUUUACCCAAUUUUUAUAUCAUUAUGAUGCGGGCAAGUAAUACGACCACAAGAAGAAAACGUUUGAAACGUUUUAGAAAAACGCCUUAUCCCCAAAAACAAGGAAUGUCUGAACAAGACACAAAUGCAAAUGGAGAUAUCGCCAAGGAUUUUUUGUCUACUGGACGUACCGGAAGGAGGAAUGCGCUGGCUGACGUUUUAGGCGAACAUCAAAAUGUAUCCACUUCGGAUUUGCCUUCAAAAUUGGAGAAACUUUCGACCAAUGAUGCCGAAAGUUCCACUUCUAAACAAAAUUGUGUCAACGAGAAUCAAAAUUCGACUACAUCUACGUCAACUAAAGAAGGUUAAAAUUCUACUACUACUACCGAACCAUACUUCGUAGACUUAGAAGCUACGCACACCAGACUAAGAGCGAACCAUUAUGGACAGGUUCAAGCGAAUAAUAAAUUUUCAACUUUAUUUAGCCCCUUUUUUUUAUUCUUAAUCUUCAUUCUCGAAAGGCGAUUUAUCUAAAACGUCAAUUACUUUUCUUCUCAAAUGUAAUUUCGUCACGUUCCUUGAAUUUUGACGGUUGUUCUUUCCUCUUUUACUGUCUUUUAAAACGCUUCAAUGAAUUCCAGCUUUCGAGCGAUUUGUGUUUACUCGUCCGAUUUCAAAGCAAUUAUUUAAUUAAGAGCGUUAUUUAUUGCUUAAUUCACCAGAAAACAUCAAUAGGUUAGAUAUAAAGACAGUUUUUCACCAGAUGUACAGUUUAUUACGUUAAGCUUUUUACAAAAUUUGUUUUUACUAUUUAAUAAUCUUAAUUCUCGAUUCCUAUAAUUUUUUUAAAAAGUUUAACGAAUUGAAUAACAAAAAAAAAAAAAGAAAAAAAGAUUGAUAAUAAAUUUUUACACGUUGAAAUAAUAAUGAUUAUGUAGAGAAAACAUGUUCCUAUUUUACCUAUUUAUUUGAAAUGAAUUUUUAUACGUAUUGUAUGUUUUUAAAUAAUAUAUAUUGGAAAAAUAUAGUGAUCUUACGUAUAUAUUUAUAUAAAAAUUAAUAACGCGAAGUACAAAUUUUAUUUGUUUUUCGUUUCAUUUUGCAAAACAUUGUAUCAUGUGCGUUGUUUUCCGUGAUGACAUUGUAAUCAUUUUACCUCAGUAAUAUCUGCCUACUAGUCAAUAAAUUAAGCAUGUAAGUUGUGAACCAAACAUUUUUAUUUAUUCCUAUGUAUUUUCCCCCUUUUUCUUUUAUUUCUUUCUUUUUGGAAAUGAAUAAAUUCCAAGAAAUAUAA
Planococcus citri (citrus mealybug) is the source of this 1705-nucleotide messenger RNA. Its product is annotated as cAMP-dependent protein kinase inhibitor alpha-like. Gene Ontology annotation, biological process: negative regulation of cAMP-dependent protein kinase activity. The coding region runs from base 457 to 780 and encodes 107 amino acids. The record is from RefSeq and is a predicted model, not a curated record. Lineage: Eukaryota; Metazoa; Arthropoda; Insecta; Hemiptera; Pseudococcidae. The transcript has 4 exons. Gene Ontology annotation, molecular function: cAMP-dependent protein kinase inhibitor activity. Gene Ontology annotation, cellular component: cytoplasm; nucleus.